Messenger RNA from Penaeus vannamei (Pacific white shrimp), 4099 nucleotides. NCBI's taxonomy places the organism in Eukaryota, Metazoa, Arthropoda, Malacostraca, Decapoda, Penaeidae. The record is from RefSeq and is a predicted model, not a curated record.
GUCCCCUGGCACCAUCUGGUAGUGACCGCGCCGAGCCCGGUUGUCCCUCGUUCUCCGUGCGAACGCCAUGGCACCGCCCGUCCCGCGGCUCCAGCGACGACCACGACGACCACGCAGUGUCCUGGAAGUAGAGUGAAAGUCCGGGCGUGUCGAUCUGCAGUGCACAGUUCUCAGGGAUGGUGUGGGAGUGGGGAAGGUGUGCCGGUGGCAGGGGGAGGGAGUAUGGUGGUGGCGCGGUGUGAGGGUGCAGGGAUGCAGCAGCAUCCUUCCGUUGCGCCCACGGCACCGCCCCCUGGGUAUGGGUACGCGUGGCCGCCUCCCGGGGCCCCGGUGCUGCGGGUGUAUGACCGCCUCACCACACAGCUGCUACGGCAUGACACACUAACGGCGCUGGACCUUCUGCGCUGCCCCGGUGUGGCCACCAACAAGGCCGGGCCGCAUCACCACAACUACUGGCCGCACAAGGCCAGGUUUCCGCAGAACUACACAGCUGGUGAUGUGGGAUUUAGUAGUGGGCCGGGUGGGGCCUCGGGAGGGUCGCUAAGACUCUCCCAAUACCCCACAACCCACCCUCCCCCGGCUGCUGCCCCACAGCCUCCACAAGGGCCCCCACAGUUGCGCACACAGGGACAGCCGCCUCCCCAUAACCAGCACCCAGCCUCCGCUGCUCCCCCUGUGCCGCACUCGCAGCAUCUCACGCAUACCCACGCUACGUUAUCACAGCAUCAUCCAGUCUUACAGAGUGGAGGUGUAGGUGGGCACGGCACAGGUGGAGUGGGCCAAGGAGUGGGUCAGGUUGGUGGAGUGCCACCUGGGCCAAGCCCUCAGCCUCCGGGACCGCCACACGACCUCAAUACACAAGCACUCCCGCCAGGUUCAACACAGCAAAUACAACAAGGCUCAGGAGGGACCUUACCGGUGGCAUCACACAACAUGAUGUACUCCACUACGACACAGAAUCAGCCCCAGGGACCACAACCUAAUGCUCAGGGUCAAUAUUACCCUCAUCCCGGAGGACCAAGUGCCCCACCACACUUGCACUCCAGUGGCCAACCACGGCAGGUCACCAUAGCGCAUUCACACAAUAUGGCAAAUUUUCCUGUUAUGCCAGGCAUGAUGCCGUUUUACCCCUCUGCCCAUAAUCCGGGAAGUUUAGUAUAUCAACUAUCACCGAAUGGGAUACGCCCUAUCCUCAACGGCGUGCCAACGGGGAGAGGUCGAUGGAUGUCCAACCGUGCGUCCCACCCAACUGACCUAGAGUUUCCAAUGGGUCCGCCACGGCAGGCAACGCCACACACGCAGCCUGGGCAGUACCAUCCCCCACAGAUGACUCAGCCUCACCCCACAGGCCACUUCCAGCCCAUGCAGUACCACCAGGCUUCGGGAGGUAAGCACGAGGCCACACCUACCAUGCAGUUUCGGCAGCCCCAGGGAGUGUUUUACCCACCAAACAGUCAACACCAGCAGAUGAAGCCAGGUUCAGGACAAGUCCCACAAAGGGAGCGCAAGACGCUAGCAAUUGUAGACCCUAAUACUGGUAAAAACAUUCUUGAUGACAUGAACAAUGCCAAGUUUGACAAGAGCCCAACUCCUCCCCAGUCAUCAGAGUCUAGUGCUAGUAACACUCCAGCACCAAGCGGAACGCCACCAAAUAAAGCAGAAUCGGCACACAUAGCAGCGCAAUUUGCCGCAGAAGUAGCAAAAAAAGCAGCAGAAAAGGAUACUAUGGAAAUAGAGACAGUAGAUAAUGUAGUUAGGACUAAUAAACCAAGUGAGUCUAGCUCUAGUAAUGUAAUAAAUAGUGUUAGUAGAGAAAGUAAAGAUAAAUUGAACAAUAGCAUAGCAAGUAAGGCCGAGUCAGUGAAUAGUGAAACAGUGGACAGUGUUGGAAAGGCAGUUCCUGAAUCAGUGGAGGUCAGCAAACCUCAGCCCAAACAGCAGCAACAGCAGCAGCAGCAACAGCAAGACUCUCAGCCAUUGCCACCACAGCCUAUGCCUCAGCAAGCUCAGCAACCUUUACAGCAGUUGCCACAGCAGCCACCACAACAGUUGCCACAGCAGCAACCACCACCACCUCAACAUCAGCCACCACCACCACAACAUCAGCCACAGCAACCACCACCGCAGAUACAGCAGCAGCCCCCACAGCAUCAAGCACAGCAUCAACCACAGAAGCAAAAGUCCCCAGCUCCACAGCAGCCAGUACAGCCCCAGGCCCAGCCUCAACCCCAGCCUCAGCCCCAGGCCCAGCCACAGCCACAGCCGCAGCCCCAACCUCAGUCCCAGCCGCCACCGCAGCAGCAACAGCAGGCUCAGUCCCAGGCCCCGGCUCCACACCAGCCCCAGAUUCCCCCCCAACCCCAGGCUCAGCCACAGGUUGCCCCUCAGGCCCAGCCAAAGGCGCAGCCCCAACCCCAGGCACCAGCCCAGCCUGUACCGCAAAAGCCAGUACAGCAACAGCAGCAGCAGCAGCAGCUGCAACAGCCGUUGCCAACAUUGUCACAGCAGUCGUCAGAAUCGACCCCUCCUCAGACACAACCGCAGCAGCAGCCACUGCCGCAGAGGCAACAGCAACCACAGCAGUCGCAGCAACAGCCAUCACCACCACAACAGCAACAACAGCAGCAGCAGCAGCAACAACAAACACCCCCACACAGCUACAGAACUCGCAACCUCCUCAGCCGCAGGGCCAGAAGCGCCCGAACCUUCAAAAGCCCGAUCGUGGUGCCGCCGUUGAAGGUCACUCAGCAGCCUGAGGCCAAAGAAAGCGCGGCUAGCAAGCCUGAGCCCGAGCCGGCCCCUGCUAAGCAGGUGAACAACAAGGCGGCCCCGGCCCCUGCGCCCAAGCAGAAGGAGAAGGAACCCACGCCCGAGCCGCAGCCUGUGCAAAGCAAGCGUGGAAGGGGGGUUCCCCCAGAAGAAACCACACCAGCUAGGGAGACUGUGGAGGAGCCUCCAGCUCAGCCCCAGCAGCCACAGUUACCAAGCCAACCCCAGAAGGCUGCAACACCACCUGCAGCUCAAAAUGCCACCAAGCCCACUAGCCAGCCUGUUGUUCAGCCUCCAAAGGAGAAGACACCAGAGCUAGCUCAGCCUGUGAAAACACAGCUGCCACCAGUGCAGAAGCCGGCAUCAGCUCCCUCUUCCAAAGAGGCAACACCCCAGCCAGAGUCCUCCCCCUCCCCCCCAGAGGAGGCGCCUAACGAUCGUGCCUCGAAGGAGAGGGAAGUGAAUAGCAUAGAGCGGGAGGUUAACAAUGUUCACGACGAGGAGGAGAAGGAGGAUGAUGGUCCUCAGCUGAAGUACAACUAUAAGGAUGAUCAGUGGAGCCCUGUAAAUCCUGAUGGUAAACGUCAGUAUGACCGCAGAUUUCUCCUUGAGCUCCAGAAUAACCCACUUUCCCUUAAGAAGCCUGAGUCCCUCCCAACUUGGAGGUGGUCCGUGAUGGUCCAGGAAGGCUUAAACCUUUUGACCGGGGUGUAGGGGUUUCACACGGCAGCAGUGGCCCAGACUUUACUCCUGAUUACUUCAAGUCUACAGUUCCAAGCAAGAGAGGAGUACCAGGGCGCAAUAGCCAACAGCGUCGAGAGCCAGGUGGAGGACCUGGGAGCAGAAACGACAGAGGAGGAAGUGGCCGCGGACAGAGUAAGGUCAUCAUCAUCCCUCUCUCAACCGGCGUGAGACUAAGCUGAAAACAACAGAAAAUGCUUGGAAGCCUUCUGUUAAGGAGUCAACUAUUAAUGAUGAGGAAGCUCAGACUAUUGAGGUGGUGAAGAGGAUGAGAGGUAUCUUGAAUAAACUGACCCCAGAGAAGUUUGAGAAACUGGUUGGUACAGUCAAUCAGAUGCCCAUUGACACCACAGAAAGACUUUCAGCUGUGAUUGAUCUUAUUUUUGAAAAGGCUGUGGAUGAGCAGGGUUUCUCUUCAACCUAUGCUCAGAUGUGUCAAGUACUCUCCAAAAUGUCUGUCCGUGGGGAGGGUUCAGACUCCAGCAAUAGUGGCAAGUCUGAGGUUAAAUUUAGGAAUCUUAUAAUUAAUAAGUGCCAGAAAGAAUUUGAAAAAGAUAAUAUGGAAGAAUUUAAGGCCACUAGACGGAAA